Molecule: messenger RNA, 3421 nt
Organism: Pieris brassicae (large cabbage white)
Lineage: Eukaryota; Metazoa; Arthropoda; Insecta; Lepidoptera; Pieridae
Gene: Tgs1
Product: trimethylguanosine synthase
Exons: 12
Coding region: 194-3124 (976 amino acids)
Biological process (GO): 7-methylguanosine RNA capping; 7-methylguanosine cap hypermethylation
Cellular component (GO): nucleus
Molecular function (GO): RNA cap trimethylguanosine synthase activity
Source: RefSeq, a predicted model, not a curated record
AUCAUAAAAAGCAAUUCUUUUUUUAUGGCCUGGUAACGUUACUGUUAAGCCAAAUGCAAUUAAUGAUAAUUUUAUGAUACCUAUUCCCAGAUCGAAUAAAGCGCUAUUGUUAACGUUAAUUUCCUGACGAACAUGUGUUACUUCGCUUAGCAUAUCUCUCCUCAUAGAUUUUGUUCAAGAGUUUAUUAUAAAAAUGUCUGGAUAUUGUGAUUUUUCUUACCGUUGGGAGCCUUUGGCGGAAAUUAACUUUGUAAUUAAUAAUGAGGAAGAAGAUGAAGAGGGAAACUAUGUGUUUUGCUUGUGUAGCAGAGUCUUUAUUAGAGAUGGCAUGACAACAUAUUUUGUUGAUAAAGAAUAUGGCAGUGAAAGUGAUGCUGAUGUUAUCCAUGGGUCACGUUCUCAAGAGUUUGAUGAACAUUCCCAUGUCCACUUUUCGCUUGAUACGUCAUACAAGGUUAAAUGUGAGAAAGAUGAUAAUGCCAGCUGCUAUUGCAGUGCCUCUCAUACAGAUAACUAUUGCUCUACAGAUGAACAUGAUCCUACUCAAAUACAUAGUUUACCCACUACUAUACAGCCAAGCGAUAGUGGGGCAGAUCUUACAUACCAAGAUUAUCAUUCCGACUUUACCUCACAUGAAGGUAUUGUAAAAAUGGACCUACAAGACAAUUCAUCCAAGACUAAUUAUGAGGAAGAUUACAGUUCUGAAAACACUUGGGACAAAUUUUGGGCUGUAAAUGGUGAAAGAAUCAUCUGGGCAUCUUGGAUAAAUAAAUACAGUGACUAUAUAAAUCCAGCAUAUAAAAAUGAAAAUAAUGAAGUUUAUGAAGGUCAAAUUAAAAAGAAUACAGCUGAUCUAAGCAAUAACAUUGAGAAGCCAAAUGUAGUCAGAGAAAGAAAAUUUUCAUAUGAUUCCAAAGUAAAUCCUUACACACAUGGACAUAAAUGUGAUGGGUCUAGUGAGAGAAGUAGUAAACAACCAAUGGACAAGCAUGAAGAUGAUACAUGGUUGUCAGUUAACAAUAGAAGAAGGUCUUGUUCAGAACAUGAGAGAAUUGUUAGCCCCAGAACUAUUGAGGGAACUGAUUCAUUAACAAAUGUUACAAAGAUAACAGUAUCAAGCUAUGACAUGACAUCAAGUCAUGUAACAUCUGAAUCAACACCAACAGAUGAUUAUAGUGUAACAUCGUCCACAUCAGACGACCAAUUUAAUGAUCAAACUAGAAUUGUUAAUGUUGAGGAUAAUUCAGAGCAAGUCCCGGAAGAGAUGGACACUGAACAAUAUUGGCAAUUUUUGUGGAAAAAACAUUUUGGUGAAAUAUAUGCUUCACAUUAUGCUAACUAUCUUGAAUGUCAAAAUGUUCUAUGUGAAGUUGCUGUAGAUAAGAAAACAGAGGAAAUAAAAUGUUUAGAUGUUGAUUGUGAAAACAGUGAAGGAAAUUCUCAAGAAUUACCAUCAGUUAUUGAAGUUAAGACUCAGUUGGAAAACAUAAAUUUGGAAGAAAAGCCCAAUAAAAAGAAACGAAACAAGAAAUCCAAUAAAUUGCUUCACACUGUUGGUGUUUUGCUACAAAAUUUAUUACAAGAACAAAAAGACGACACUAGUGCUUCAGCUGACAGUGAAUGUUCUAAGAUUGAAGGUGUAAAAGAUAGCCAAAAUGCAAAAAUUGAAGGAAAACUGGAGAAUGCUAUGAUAAAGGAUGAGGUUCUAAAUACAGAUUCAAGACAGGUUCAUGAUAAGAUACCAAAUGUAAAAACAAAUUAUCGCCAGAUAAAUUCUAUUAGUGCACUGUUGCAAAAUUUGGUAAAGACUGAAGUUGACAACACUGAACCGGUUGAUGGUGAAUCUGGUAAAGAAAAUAAAAAUUAUGCAAAAGAAUCUAUAGAAACAGAAACAAAUGGCCAAAACAGUUCUAAUAAUAUGGAAAGUGGGUUUGGUCACUCAAGUUAUAGUUAUGAAGAUGGUGAUGAUGAACCUCCGGAAGAAAAGGCUAUAACCUUGAAGAGAAGCCAUGAAUUUGACAAAGAGGAAUCACCGGAUGUGCACAAUACACUCCAAACUAUGGGAUUCAGUUUCGAAUCAGCAAAGUUACCACGGGGUGAAGUGGUGUUCAGUCGCCGGGUACGCAAAUUGCGCCCGCCGCGAUACAAGAAGCCGAAAAAGACUUAUUUUGAUGAUGAAGGGAAUCCUUAUAGCUCCGAUCAGAAUAGAGAUAUCGAAGAAGAUAAAGACAUGCACACAGAAGACGAGGGACCUGAAAUCCAAUUAGAUUGUGAAAAAAAUAGUCAAAUAUACAAUGAGAAAAUAAAUGAAGAUAUAGUUAAUGUAAGUGAAAGUGAAAAAGUUGAAGUAACAGAAAAUGAAAUUAAUGAGAUGGAUCAAGAUUUGGAUGGGGAUAAGGAAUGCAGUGAAGAUGUCGAGUUAAACAGCCUGACAAAACGUCGCCGCCGCCAAAAGCGUCAUUCAAAAUAUGAUCUAGAGGAGUGCAACGCGCCUCACAUUCCCGAAGAGUUGCGAGGUGACCCCAAAAUGAUGAAGUAUUGGAAGAAACGGCACUCUCUCUUUCAUAGAUUCGAUGAAGGAAUAAAACUAGACCGUGAAAGCUGGUUCAGUGUGACGCCGGAGAAUGUAGCCAGUCAUAUCGCGAACAAAUAUUCGUAUGACGUGGUACUGGACGCCUUUUGUGGUGCCGGUGGGAAUACCAUACAAUUUGCACAUACAACGAAAAAGGUGAUAGCAAUAGAUAUAGACCCAAAUAAGAUUGAAAUGGCUCGUCAUAACGCAGAGGUGUAUGGAGUUAGCCACAAAAUAGAGUUCAUAGUGGGCGACUUCUUCGAAUUGGCACCGAGUCUAUCAGCUGAUAUGGUCUUUUUAAGUCCACCUUGGGGAGGACCGAAUUAUUCCGACAACUCCAAAUACGAUAUAGAAACAAUGUUAUUACCGAAACCGGCUUCAGAGUUGAUGAGAGUCGCACGCGAUAUCAGCCCCAAUGUUACUCUUUAUCUACCAAGAAACUCGAAGACCGAUCAAAUUUUGGCCAUUGCACAAGAAGCAGGCGGUUCAGUGGAAAUAGAGCAAAGUUUCCUCGACAGAAGAUUUGUAGCAAUUACUGCUUACUAUUAUUAGUAGUUUUUCUUCAAAUUUAAAUUCUACCCCAUCUUUAUAGGUGUUCACACAAAAUUAAAUUAUACGCACAUUAAUGUGUUUCCGCCUUAAAUUUCAAUACUUUGUAUAUCUGAUACAUUAUUUUAUUACUUUUACAAAUUAUAUUACAUUAAGUAAAGUUGUACUUUCAUCUUUUUUUAUUCUUGUUUUCAAGGUAAAAUCUACAAAACUUCUAUUAUUAGCUUCUUUUGAAACAAACUUGUAGGCCAAAUUUUGCUAGUAAUUUGAUGUUAUUUUUUUACACAAACAUAUUUUCUA